AUGAGGAGCUCUUGGUAUGCCUUUUGCUUUUCCUUGCUCUUCUGCGGGCUGCUUGGGGACUGUUUUGGAGUUGCGCUUGUGCCCAAGGACAAACGUGGAUGGACCCUGAACAGUGCUGGAUACCUGCUGGGACCCCCACUUCUUCCCUUCUACUCCCCUCUCCCCAAAGCAGAUGCCCAUCAGACGUUGCCUGAUAAAGGAGGUUUGGCUGGGAAGCGCGAUGCAGUGGAGGACUUGUACUCUCUGGGGCAGGACUCUGUGGCACCAAUUGUGCAACCUUCUGAUUACAGCAUCCUCCAAACUCUGAUGGAUUUUCUCUCCUACCUGAAUCUCCGAGAUCAAAGAGUGAUUGGACGCCUGCCCCUCCCAGUGUCAGAAGAAUCAAUGCAACAAUAGCCUUCUUCAGCCUGCGCCCUUUAGAGCUGCUUGUAGUCCCCCAGUUCCUUCCCUGUGUCACACAUGCAGAAGUUGGUCGGAUCCUUUGUUCUAUUUUGCCCGCUGCUCAUCUGUUCAGCAACUGGCUCCAGAGAAUCCACUUCUAGCCAGCCCCCCUUGCCAGUACCGCUGGCCACUUUCAACCUUAUGCUGUCAUUUAUUCUCACAUUCUCUUACACAACACCCAUAACCCUUCUUCUGGUGGAUAAUCUCUUCACUUUUCCCCAAACAAUUACAGGAUAUACAACAAUACCUUAAUCUCCCCUUGUCACUACAGCUUCAUGUUUUUAACAGACAUUGGCACGCUUCUUUGGGGUCUUAUUUAGGGCAGAGGAGUGC
Messenger RNA from Python bivittatus (Burmese python), 774 nucleotides. NCBI's taxonomy places the organism in Eukaryota, Metazoa, Chordata, Lepidosauria, Squamata, Pythonidae. The record is from RefSeq and is a predicted model, not a curated record.